AUGAAUGAAACAAUCAUGGCCGUCGGCUGCUGGUUGCCUGGUUACCAGUCCUGGGAGUGUGGCGGUGCUGCCAGGAGGUGGAGAGCAGCCAGACGUCUGAAUGAACUAGGAGUCAGUGAACGCUGCGCUUGCAGACUGCUAACAGGCUUUAUUCAAAGACACUAAACUUUAUUAAUAUUCACACAGAGGACAGAGCUUCUGCAGGAAUGUCAUCACGACCAUCAGUGUUAAAACUCACUCUGUAAUCAUAAUCUAACAUGUUGAACUUUGGCCCCUCACGUGUUCAUCAGUCAGACUUUAUUUUCCGUCAAAUAGGAGACAAGAAGGUCUGACUGUUGGCGUCUGAGACAGUGUUUGAUGAAGAGUGUCCCUCCUCAGCAGCUGUACUCUGCUCUGUGAUCACCUGCAGGACAUCCGCAUCUCUCUGCAGCCUGCGUGAUAUGUUCAGGUUCCGCUCUCCAUGAGGCGUUCGCUGACCUGCUGCUGCUGCACGUGAACCAUACCGCUCUGUUGACAUCCUCGGCCAAUGGGAGCUGCAGGAGGCUGAGAGGGCCUGUGAUUGGCUGCAGGCAGGAGUAGGGUGAGCUGACAUCAUCCCUGCUGUCGGUUUAGAACCCUGUAAGUGUGGAGAUACAGGGUUUCCUGCAGGAAUAACCAACCCCCCCCCCCCCACCUCGUCCUUGUCGUUUCUGUGCUCGGUCAUGAAUAAAUGACAGGGGGGUGAGGGGGGAGUGCUGAGUAGGGCUGCAGCCUCUCUACAUGCUGAUGGAGGACGAGGGAGGACAGAGGAGGGGGGGAUGGUGGGACAGGUGGGGGAGGGGUGAUGUAUCUGGUUUGUAUUCAGCUCUCAUCACCUGCAUGUCUGCGUCCACUCUGCUGCUGUCAACGCCAACAACAUACAACUAAACACAACAUACAACAACACUGAGGGUCACAUGAUCACAGCAUCAUAUACCAACAACAUCCACGAUCGCUCCAUUAUACAACCCUGAUCAGAGGACGCCCCCCAUCUUUCUAAGACCUAGUCCUGCAGAAAGACCAGAUCUUUUUUCUAUUAAGAGAACUGCCUGAACUGGAAAUCCCUCCACCUAAAUUGUUGGUUUGUUUCUCCUGCCUUUGAGCCUCUGUGUUCACUGGGUCUCUCUGUCUUACUCCAAUCGGUCACAGUAGUGGUGAGUCACAGCAGGCCUCAGUCAUAAGGGGCAUGCUCAUUCAGAAAUGAAUGAUGAAUUAACGCUUGUAAUAAAUCUUAACAUGCAAUCCAUUAAUAUCAUAUUUGAAAAUAUGUACAGUGGCCCUGAAGGUUGACAGCACAAAUAUUUCAGAAGGGCAAAAAAAAAAUACUCAAAAUUUUUUAAAGCACAAAAUUGAUGCUGAUUCGUGGCAACAAAUAAUUUACAUAACCUGAAAAUAUUUUACAAAACAUAAAAAUGUCAUAAACACAAGUACAUUUCUAAAACGCAAUAUUACGAUGUAGUAUAAUCUGAGUAAAAUCUAAAUAUAUAUGUAAUUUGUGAAUAAUUGGAUUGUACUCUCAGGCUAAUCUCUGUUAAUUUGAGAAUAUAUUGUGGAAUAAUCUGAGUAUAAACUCAAUAUACUUUUAUUUACUGUUAUUUAAGUAUAAAAUAUAACUAUGAAAUGAGUAAUAUCUGUGAGAAAAAAAAAGAAGACUAAUCUCAUUAUAAUCUAGGUAAACUAAUUGUAAUCUCGGUUGUUACUGUAUGUAAUCUACAUAAAAUUUACUGAAUGUAUCAUCCAAGUACAAUAUAAGUUUAAACUUGUUUAAUCACAGUAUAUGCUGAAAAUAGUCUGCGUAUAGAUUGGGUUUAAUCUGGUAUAAUCUGGGUAUUAUGUGAGUACAAACUUGUUAUUAACUGAGUUUAAAGGGGAAUUUAUCUGAGUAAAGGUUAAUAUAAUCUGGUAUUUUGAGUUUAAUCUGAUUUAAUAUUGGUAUGAAUUACUGAAAGUAUGAAUUUAGCAUACAUUUGUUAUAAACCGAGUUUACACUAAAAUGAUCUAAAUAUAGAUUAAGUAUAAUUUUGUAUAAUCUAUAAAGAUUUAGGUCAUAAUUGGUUGAAUCUGAUUUUAAAUUGCGUGUAAUUUUCAUCAUGAGUAGAAUGAGCAUACUUUAAGCACCAACUGAGUAUAGCCCGAGUAUAAUUUAGGAUCAAUUGAACAUAGUCUGAAUUUAAUCUGACCAUAAAGAAAAUGACCAGAUUAUAUUAAGUCAUCUCAGUUUUAUCUAAAUAUGCACUGAGUUUUAAUAAACUCAGUUUCAUCUGAUCCCAAACUUUGAAACUUUACUCGUUAUUCCGCUAAAUGUUUCCACGAGGACUAGUGUUCAUAUUUUUCCAUCUUAAUUUGGUUUGUUUUGGUAGGAAGUGACCAUAUUUGAAGCUGGAGGGAGGGGCUAACAAAGUAAUGUAAUUAGACCUCUUGAAUUGUCUGCUAUUUCUACACAGAGCAGCAGAUUAUCUAACUUUUAUUUUCAUAGACAAACCUCUCAAAGCCUCCAAAACCACCCCGACACAGAUCAGAAGUAAGGUUUUAGCUGGCGCGCCCCCGAUUAUCCAUAGCUAUGUUCUUUACUUUUAUAAAAACAAGUCAGAGUGUUUUCAUACCUAGUUGGAAAUGUGUUUUUUUCCGCUUAAAGUUUGACGUUGUAACGUGGCGCUCUGGAGGUUGACUUACCUCAGGAGACAGCCCCUAGUGGACACUUAAAGAUCUGUAGUUUUAAAUGGCUCAGUGUUGACUUGGUGGUGGCUUCUUGUGUCAGUUGAUGGUCCCACUGGGUAGCUGUUACUAUGGAGACAGGUGUCACAGUGGGGUCAGGCCCUCAUCCUGCAGCAUCAUCACCAGGGAGCAUCACUCUUAGAGUGUGGUCAGCGUUUCUCUCCAGAUUUAGUCUGAGUAGCACGUUACUCUGAAAAAGACAACAGGGUGAAAGAAUAAUGUGUGAGUGUGUUAGUGUUAAAACCAGAGAGACAGAUGGAUACAACUGCUGCUUAAUAAACUAUAUGUAACAUUCAGGUGUUGGUGAACGCAGCUCUGAUCUGUGGGCUCAUAUUAACCAAAACCUCAGCGCUUCACUUCAACACUCACUCUAGGGGCGGAGCCAGAGGUCUGUCUGUCUGCUGCAGAAGAUGAAUAAUUUAAAGCUGCAGAGGAAACACCCCUCUCUAUUGUCUUCAGUUAUGACCCUAAGGGGGGCGCUACAGGAUGCAUUCAUGUUUAGACUGUUACAAGUUUUUCAUUGUUUUGGUAACACAAGCUGACAUUAGGGAAGUAAAGCUAAACAAAGCUUUAGUAUACAGCUUUAGAGUAUAAAACAGUAUAUAAAAGAAAUAAAUGAGUUAUUGUCUCUAAGAAAUAAAUGAGUUAUUGUGACCACAGCUGAUAGAAGUUAAACACAGUCAUAGCACAAGUGUCACAGAUUACACACAACGACCCCAAACUGGAAACUGGAAAAACCACAAACAGAUUCCCUCCUGACUCCCACUAUAAAACACUUCCAUCUGAAGUCACCCCCACAGCCUCACUGAGGUGGAGGAAUCGAGAUUACAGCUGUAAGCUUUGAGACAGACCCACUCACAGUCACAGUCACAGAAGCAGGAACUUUCUGUAACCAUGGUAACAUGUCACACAAAUGAUAAACAGUUUAUAUAAAUAACCAUUUAGCUGACUCACAACCCACCGAGGUGUCCUCAGUCUUAUUCCAUGGUAUCUCUUUUAUCGUCUGAUGUUUAUGAUGUACUUUCUGUUCAAACACCUCAUCGUCAAAGACACGUGCAGCGUUUGCGGCAGCGCAGUUUGCUGUUCUGUGACUAUAAGUGGACACUGUGCUGAUUCUGAUGAUGAGUCAAACUGGUGACAGUCCAGGUCCAAGCAAUUAACUAAAUCUCAGAACUGCAGAGCAGAUAGUGAGUUCUAAUCCUUGACUCUAAUUCUUCGAUUCAGUGUUCAAUAUUUGCAGCUGACUGUGCCAGCAGAAUUUUACGAUCAUUUUGACUUUUAUUUUGAAAUUUGAAACUUAUCACUUCCGCCUGACACCUUACCACCUUUCAACUGUCUGACUGUGAUUAUAAAAAAAUAAAAAAGUCACUUAGCCCUUUAAUAGUUUAUUUCUGUCUAAAGGGUUAAAGGAGGCGACCAUAUGACUUUGUUUUUGGUUCGAAACCAUAAAACAAAUCCUUGAGACCUUUUCAAUAUUCAAUUCUAAACAGUUAAGGGAGAAAAGGAAACACCAGAAGAUGAAAAAACAGGCUACAAGUCAUUUAAAUUUUGGUUCAUUUGAUUCAGAUAGUAAAACAGAUUUUGUAUCUCUAGUUUUAAAAUGAAAAAGAAAAUAACUAUUUGGUUUCUAACCAGAGCCGGCCCAAGCCUCAAUAGGGCCCUGAGCAAAAUUAGAUUUUGGAGCCCUCUAUUUCUGCCAAUUAUAUUGAUUUUUGAUCAUUCACACUGCUUCACAAAUCUCUUCGAUUAACAUUCCAUGACAUGCAAAGAUACCUUUAUCUUGGCGUUUUUUUCUCUUCUUUCUCUUUCUUUUCUGUGCUCCUGAAGGAUAUGUCCUUUUUUGCGACAUUGUUUUGCCCCACAACUACCUGUUCUUUGGAUGCUCAAAUACAGAUUAAAUAUACUAAACAUCCUAUGAGAAAAAAGUUAGAUAUGAAAAAAGUGGGCUAUCUGCUGGUAGUACUAGUAUGAAAUGAGUAAUCAAUAUGAAAUGCGAAAUAUACAGAUGGGAUAAUAAAUUAACAAACAUUUUAAGGUGCUCAGUAAUAUGUUGGGGCAGGAGUUUUUUUUAUAAAUGGACUGUACAGCAGACAGAUGUGAGUCUCUGUCCGACAGAUGUGAGUUAUUGAAUAGUGCUAUUGCUUGUGGCAGGAAAGAUUUCCUGUAUCUGACUCUUCUGUGGGACAGAUAGAGGACAGAUUGCUGUGUGUAUGAUGUAAAAACAGUGUUUGAUUUGUAGGAACUGUGAAAAACUGACUGAUUGAUGGACAGUGAACUAAUCACACACACUUAACUGCAUAAUGCUCAGAGGCACUGUGGCAGGAGUUGAACCUUUCAGAGAGAGAGAGACGGAGAGAGAUGGAGGAUGCUGGAGUGAGAGAGUCACGUGACGCUCCCCGGCUCUCUGUCCAAUGGAAUGAAUGGACUGUAAAUAGGAACCAAUGAGAAGCAGGGGGCGGGUAUAAAAAGCUGAGCGCCGCGUUAAUCCGCAGCAGCAGCAGAGCGGAUCCUUCAGACCACAUCUCAGCCCACUGAACCGACAGGUAGGUUCACCUCUAAUCCGACCAAACACAGCCCUUUGAUCAGCUCAUCGAUACAGGUUAUCACUGAAUGAUGCAGAGAGAGGUGCGCGCUGCGGUGAUGAGACAAACCUGAGGGUGUAAAUGAGACGGUGGGUUAAAGGAACAAAGAGGCAGGCUGCAGGCUCUCCUGCCGUCUGUUUGUUUAUUUGUUUGUUUACUCUUGUUUAUGAGUUGUUUAUGGUCUGUCAGAGGUGCAGAGAGCCCGUCUGCCCCUCUGUCCGUCUGCCCCUCUGUGUCUCUGCAUCCAAACGACCUUCAGUCCGUCCUGUCUGCAGGUGUUGCGCAGUCAGCAGCGCACGGACGCAGAUCUGCGGCUCCUCUGCUGGAUCCUGUCUGAUGAAGAGCACGCGACCUUUUUAAAAAAGACCACGCUCGACGCGUGAAGAAGGUCUGAAGCCUUAAAUGAGCAGGUCGGAACAAAGGGCCCUCAAAUAAAUCCACCUUAAAUCCAGUCAGGCGUAAAGGGAGCCGUUAAUCUGCAUUAGGAGGACAGAGUGUGCGGCAGCAGCGCGACUGUGUGCACUCUGCUCCUUCGUGCCAUGAUCUGAUUAUUGAUAAUUGAUUGAUCUCUUAGUUUCUGUCUCCUUCCAGCCUCUUCCAGCUUUUUAUCACCGUGUGUAAAUGGAGCCAACUGCGCAUGCUCACGGCUGUUUGUUCAUAAUCCUAUUUGAUGACAGAGCAGCGUUCCAGCAUCAGUAAAUAAACCGUGGAGCUCUCGGUAAAAUCCCGGGCAUGUCCUGGUCGGGACGAGUCAAACCCGGUUCUGAUGGACUCCUGAAGGUGACCGGGGCGUCGCGGUACUGCGGCCGCGCUUUGAGGGGUUAAUCCCGGCCUGCUGCUGCGUCACCGCGGCCUCCCGCAGAUCCUAAUCAGCCUGAGUCCCGUUGAUCCCCCAAGACCCGAGCCGAGCCGAACUCAUCCGAGUGGGGUCACACACCGAGACCUCUGCAGGGGGGAUGGGGGAGUUAGGGUGUCUAAUAAACUGGUCGAUUAAUUGAUUAUCAUUGUUUUUUUUUGUGUUAAUCUCAAUACUAAGAUGAUUAAAAUUGUGAAACAUGCUGCUGCAGAUUUUACUUUUUGUCCCACCUCGGUUGAGUCACUGUAUUCUUUCUUACAGAUUUAUGAAUAAAACAUUUUCAAAUAACGUGAUGUAAUUUAACCUUUCAAAAUAAAUCACAUAAUAUUUAAUUUAUUUCAAUCCUGGGACAGUUUAAGCACUUCUAACUCAUGUUUUUUAAUACUUUUGACUAAAAUGAAUGUGAAUUAUCUGAGCUCUUCAUCAGAACCUGUGGUUUUAAUUAUUUAGACUUUAAAUUUUUGUGAAAUAUUUUAAUUUAGCCAGAAAGUGUGAUGUUUGUUGUAUCUGUGUAAAAAUAUUCUGGUAUUUUGAUUUAAAAUCAAAAUUAAAAACAAGGGUAAAGUAUAUGCAAUGGAGAAAGUAAAAACAGAAACUUCAUAUAUUUUAAGUCUGAUUCUUUAUAUUUAUAGCCUUAGAUUUAUUGUAAUUGUGUAAACUGGAAGCUUACAUCGAGAUGCGCAUGCAGCUUCAGUCAUGAUUGGCCGCUGAAUCUUCAAAGAAUCGUACUCCAAUAAUUUAAUCCUUUUAUUACUGCAAAGACUUUUUGGACAGACACACCUUCCCUAGUGGCUUCUGGCAAUCAAGCAGUCACAUACGGGUGACCUCAUUUGUAUUCAGUAACAAACACGACGUCUCCAUACAGAAUAAUGGGAUUGUGUAUGGACAUUAAAACCCCCCAAAUAUAGUAGAAUUUGAUUAAAAUGUCCAAAAAAGUACUUCAUUGUUCUUUACUUUAUUCAAACUUGUAAAAUAAGAUCUGUCUUCCUGGUAAAAAUGUUUCAGUGUGGUCCUGCUGCUUCUACACCGGCUUCAGCUUGAGACACCUUUUUUCUUUUAAAGAUAAGAUUUCAGAAAGAUGGGAUGUAUGAGGACAGAGAGAGGAAAUGAAAAGCACCAAAUAACAAUGUUAUCAGUCUCUAUAAAUGGGGCACACAAUCUGCCAAACCACACCCUGAUUUUCAGACACCAAUAAAAUGAAUGAAAGGUUUUACCACAUUAAAGUGUCUUUGUGUCAUGUUUCUGUACUCAGGUCAGCCCAGACGUCAUCAUGCCUUUCGGGAACACCCACAACAAGUUGAAGAUGAACUACUCCUCUGAGCAGGAGUACCCUGACCUCAGCCAGCACAACAACCACAUGGCCAAGAUACUUACACCUGAGAUGUACGCCAACCUGAGGGACAAGGAGACGCCCAGCGGGUUCACCCUGGACGAUGUCAUCCAGACAGGUGUUGACAACCCUGGUAAGAAACCUUGAUAAGUGAAAACUUCAGUAACCAGGUUCAAUCCAGACAAGUAGCAAGACUAUAUGAUUGGGGUGACAAACGUUGGACCAGAUAACAGUACUGGAAAGGUUUGACCUAAUGUAACUGUGAGGCUCAGAACCAGGUAACAACCUGAGCAGGUGAGACCUGUAGUAACCAGGUUCAGCCCUAAAAGCCUGAAAACAAUCCCUGUAAACCAGGAAGGAUUAACUACUACAACUGAGGAAACAAACUUAGACCUGAACUUUCAAACCAGAUAAGAAGAGUUGACUAUAAUUAACUAGGUGUGUCCCUUAGAACAAGGUGACAGGCCCUUAACCUGGUAACACUCCCACCAAAUCAGCAAAAACAGUUAACAAUUUCCCUUUCAAACUAGGUAAAACCUUCCCCCUAAGGUCAUACCCCUUAACCAGGUAACACCCCUCUUAAAUCAGGUAAUACCACAUAAAACCAGGAUAUGCCCCUCUGAACCAGGUUACAUCCUUCCAUCACAGGUGACACCUUCCCCAAACCAGGAAAAAAGCAGCCAACAGUCCCUCACCCCUUUAUAAAGCAGAUAAUACCCUCCACCCUUCAAGCCAGGUUAUAUCCCGCCAAGACAGGUAACCCCCCCCAAAAAACAAAAAACAAAAAACAAACAAAAAAAAAUGGUAAGUCCGCUUGAAACCAGGUAUCAUGCCCCAAACCAAUAAUUCACCUUAAAACCAGGUAAUACUUAGCUCUCCCCUAUAGCAGGUAACCCCCUCUCCAAACCAGGUAACUCUACCCCCAAACCUCAAACCAGGAAAUACCAUGAAACAAUCACCUUGCCAAACCUGAUGAUGACCCCAGCCCCUUAAACCAGGUUACACUCCUCCAACUUAGGAAAUACCAAUUAAAACCAGCUAACCCUCCCAUAACAAGUCAUACCUUCUCCAAAAUGGUCAACUCCCCCAAACCAGUAACGACCUUCCAAACUCGGUAACACCCUCCCUUCAAACUGGGUAACACUCCCCCAAACCAGUAACACCUUUCCCCUCUUCCAGACCCUUGACACAGAAGCCAAGCAUCUUACCUUACUGACCAUCAGGUAUGACAGGUUACCCCACAAAUAAACCGUAAACCCUUGAGCAACUCUGCCUCUUAUCUUGGUAAGGGUGUUAACCACACUAGCAACCUCUCACCUGGUCCAGGUGAGUCCUGUUGUUUUUGUUGUUCACCUUCACUCAGAGAUGGUCUAUUCUAGAUUUCAGCCACUGCUUGAUAUAAACUUGUUAAUUGGAUUGACUCGUUAGAUCAGGUUAAUUUUACUCGUUAAUUCCUCAACAGGGAUGUGACGUGUGCAUGCCGUCUGAUCCCAUGAUCCUCCUCAUCAAAUCCAGCUUGAUGGAUUUAGCAGCAUUUGUACAAACCCUCUGUCACACGACGCUAUUCAGAUAUCAAGUCACAGUACACAAAAUACAAAACAACACACCUUAAGACAUCAGAGGAGUAAAAUUCGACAAAAUGAUCUUUCCUAUUCUAGUUAAUCUGAAGUGAAAUUCAUGUUGUGUCCCUGCAGGUCACCCUUUCAUCAUGACGGUGGGCUGUGUAGCUGGAGACGAGGAAACAUAUGAGGUGUUCAAAGAGCUGAUGGACCCCGUGAUUGAGGACCGCCACGGAGGGUACAAGCCAUCAGACAAACACAAGACUGACCUGAACUCAGACAACUUGCAGGUACACAACAGCCUGGAGGUGCUCUACCAAAAACAGACCCAACCCCUAAUGCAUGAAGGGAAACCCACAAAAACCAAACCAAGACAACUGCAGUUUAACAAACAACCGACUUCAACAGCCUGCAGGUCAACAACCAAAAAGAGACCCCUGUUCUGAAAACCUGCUGGUGAACUACUAAAAAACAAUUUAGACCAGCUCUUGCAACCUGAAGGUAAACCACCAACCUAAACUCUGACAACAACCAAGACUGAUUCCAGUCCAGAAAACUAUUUGGUACAAAACUAAGCCAAACUCUGAAAAGUAAAAAAACAAUCAAAAUUGACACACUUUGAGUUUAAAACCAAAAAUACCUAAAUCCUGACAACCUGCCGGUAAGCCGCCUAAUCUGACCCAACCUUAAAAGUGCAGGUAAAUGAACAAUAACCAAACCGCAACAACCUUUAGGUUAACAACCAAGAAUUAUGCUGAUUUUUGAAUCCUGCAGGUCACUCUGAAACAACCUGACCAUGUUCCCUAAAACACAAAAUUUGGGCAUCAGUCAAGUUCAGUGGUUAGAAUGAAGAGCUUCAAUCGGUCCACCAAACCAUUUUUUUAAAUUUAAACGAUGUCCUAAUGUCCAAGUAAAGAAAUAAAAAAAAAUUGCUGGUAACCAGGCAAGAGUCCACCCCUACCCUAAAAACAAGCAGGAAAACCAAAGUAACUGACAAGUAACCAAUGACAACUCAACCCCAACCCUAAAAUACCUGCAGGUAGCUAACAACAACCUGACCAUAAACCCCAAAACCAGCAUGUAAACCAACAAAAACCUGGCUCCCACCUUCAGAACCUGCAAUAUCUAAGAGCAAAUUUACUCGGGUAACUCGACUAAAACCUGUCCCAACCCCCAAAGCCUGCAGGUAUCCAAUAUGUAGCCUACUGGACCCCAAGCCUAAAAAUCUGCUGUUAAAUUAAUAAAAACUCGACCCCUGACUCAAAAGCCUGGGGGUUAAAUCACAAAAACCUGACCCCCAGCCCCCAAAACUUGCAGGUUAACCAACGAGAUCCCAACCCAGACCGUAAAAGCCUCUCCUUUUGACACCAACAACCUGCCGUGGAAUCACUAAUAACCAAGUGUUUAGCUGGAUUAUCAUGAGUCCGUCUCUUUCACCUUUGGUUGUAGAGUCGUGUCCUUGAGGGAGCAGCCAUUUUGUCCUAUAAGCUCCUAGUAGCUGAGCUGACAUCUUGUUGUGUGUCUUGCUUAUCACCUGCUGUGCCAGGUCUAAACUGGUCUUGUUACUCUCCCUUUUUGGAAAGUUUAAUAAGCUAGCAGAGGAAGGUUCUGAACUAUGCCAGAUUCUUUGUCCUCAAAGUAAAACUUAACAUAAACCAGCUUCUGCCUCCAGUGAUAGCCUUGGUUGUGGUUUAGGUCCUGGUCCCAUUUGGGUGUCUUCAGUUUGGGUUAUGAUGUGCAUGUUUUUUGUUGGGUUUUAGGGUGGAGAUGAUCUGGAUCCAAAUUACGUCCUGAGCUCCAGGGUUAGGACCGGGAGGAGCAUCCGUGGCUUCUGUCUGCCUCCCCACUGCAGCCGUGGAGAACGCCGUGCCAUCGAGAACCUCUCAAUUGAAAGUACGCCAUCACUUUCAAUCAGUCUGCCCCCUGACAGUAGAGAGCCAAAAUUCAGUUCCUCUGCCCCUCACAGACUAUCUGAGGCUAAAUGACAGACGAUUGUGUAGUUUUUAUUAUAUUACCUUUACCCUAGAAUGAUCACCCCAGUAUUCAUUACAGUCUAGAUUAAAUUUUACAGUAAAUCACUGUAUGAAGUCAGUCUAGGCGGUGGUCUCUGCACCAGUCAGUGUGUUUUUUGUUGAUUUCCAGGCUGAGCUUCACUUUAUUAAACCUUCCUGUGUAAACACUGACGGUGCAUUCGGGGACACUCUGUAGAUGGAGGUGUUUCUCCUCCCGCUGACUCACCAAGGCAGAGGAGGAACACAGUCUUCUACAGUCUGCUUUUACUGAGACUGCAGCUUUAUUUAGAUAUUCUCCCAUCAUGCCUCAGUGAGCGUGUCAGUGAACGCAGCACUCUGUUAUGUAAUUGUGAGCUGUGAGCCGGCCUGCUGAGACUCUUAAUGAGGCUCAAUCUAAAACCUCUUUCAUAUUCAAAUCAGACUGAAGAGAGUCCAACUGAACUAGACUGAACUGGACCAGCAGAUGGGGUUUCUGGCGCCCCCUGCUGUCUGAGAGCAGCACAACACACAGAUAUUUUAAGAUUUUUAAAAACUUGAGUGCGUGCUGCAGCUCUAGCGGACUAAAUAAUUCAUGUUUUAGAGAGGGGAGCAGUUUCCUUUUAAACAAAGACCAGACUUCUUUAAGAUCAGCCCACCUUAAAAAAAAUACAGAUUUUUUUUACUGUGAAAUUAAAUGAUAAAUGUAUUUUUUUAAACAAAGCACCAGGUUCAAAUAGUCAUGUCUGUUUGCAGUCAUAUACAGCUUCAUUUGAAAGUCUCUGUUGUUUUUUAUAAAAAUAGAAUGUUAAUGAUAUUUUUAUAUAAAAGGUUUCCUUAGGAGUAAUUUUCUUUUUUUCUUUAUCUCACACAUGGAAUCUUUUUCACAUACCUUGACAUGUUUCAGCUGAAACUUCCGUCUUCCUCAGAAGUGUCACUUGGUGGUAGGUGUGACACGUCAUAUCUAUGGUCAUAUCACUUCUGAGGGGGGCGGAAGUUUCUGCUGAAACAUGUCAAGGGACGUAAAAAAGAUUUAAUGUCUGAGAUAAAGGAAAAAAGAAAACUAUUCGUAAGAAACUGAAGACAUAAAAGGUUUUCUGUCUUUAAGUUCCACUGAUCUGUGAUAUGUGUGUUUCAGCUCUGAGUUUUGACUUUAAGAAAGCACGUACCUGUCAGACUGUGACAAUUUUGUCCCUGAGUGGUGUCAGAUUUUGAGUUUACGAAAUCUAAAUGCUGAAUAAUAAUUCAAAAUGUUAAAUGUGUGUGUAUUCAUUUUAUAUGUCAAAUCUUAUAUCUAUAUGUUUACUUCAGAUUUAAGAUGCAAAAUACCACUUAAUAUUUAAGGUAUGAAGUGGUAAAACUACACGUUAAUUUUAAUUGUUAAAUGAAAGUUAUUAAUCUAUUAUUUAAUUUUAACUGUUAAAUGUAAUAGUUUAUUUUUUCUUGAGUUUUAAAGUUGAAUAAACAUCUGAAUAUUACUUAAAAUGUUAAAUAUAAAAACUAAAUGUAAAAUCUAAAAUGUUGAUUGGCAGUGAAUAUUAAAUUCAUAUCUACUACUGCUUUAAAUGUAAAAUGAAAUCUAGAUAUUAAAUGAAAUCUAAAUAUUAAUCCAUUUUUUUUUGCUUGAAUAUGAUUUAUAUUUUAAAAAUGUCUUUAUUAGACACAGCAUAAACAAAGGUGUUCGGGGGAAGGUGGGUUGCAAAACGGUUUUGGAGGAAGUAGCAGGGAAAGGGAAGCUAAAGCCGUUCAAACAGAACGCCCAUUUUGACUCUAAGCUUUGAUUCAGUUCCUGGAUCACCUUAAAUCACUUUUUGAACCCUGAGAAAUUUAUGUCUUAAUGGGCGAAGUUUAAAAAAUGUGUCUCCCUGUGUGUCUUCAGGUCUGGACAGCCUGGAAGGAGACCUGAACGGGAAGUACUAUGCUCUGAAGAACAUGACGGAGGAGGAACAGCAGCAGCUGAUCGAUGACCACUUCCUGUUUGAUAAGCCCGUCUCCCCGCUGCUGCUGGCAUCCGGCAUGGCCCGUGACUGGCCCGAUGGCCGUGGAAUCUGGUGAGUACACCUGCGAUCGUGUCAUACGGUGUGACUGAGUUGUAACCGCUAGUUUUUGAAAGGACCCAGUACUGGAGUCUUAAAAAGUGCAGUUCCUUGAGUGUCCACUAGAGGCUGCCUGUAAAGUGAGUCAAUCCCCAUAGAGCCCUAUGUUAAAGAGCAGUUUUGGUUUGUGUUUGUGACAACUGUACAGGCUGAAUUUGUAAGGAUCUCGCCUGUUUACAUCAUAGGAUCAACGUCAUGUAUAAUUAGGGGCGUGGCCUCUUUGAAUGACAGGUGUGUACAUUGUAGCUAUUGGCGAGGCUCCACUUCUUUGCUUGCGUCUAGAUAACCAGUAAGGCCUUUAGGGCCCCUCCUCAGAACCGAUAGGUGAUGUUGCUAAAACUAUCGACAAGCGUAUAUAGAAUAUAAGUGUGAUGUCACUUCCUGUUUCCUGUUUAUUCUUCCCUCUCGCCAAAAGGCACAACGACAACAAGACCUUCCUGGUUUGGGUGAACGAGGAGGAUCACCUGCGCGUCAUCAGCAUGCAGAAAGGAGGGAACAUGAGGGAGGUGUUUACCCGCUUCUGCACCGGCCUCACCAAGGUAACUCCUGCACUACAGUACCUGUUUCACUUCCUGCAUGACCCUGUAACAUCACAGGGACUUCCUUACCUGCCUGUAUGUCUUUCUCUCUCUCUCUGUAGAUUGAGGGUCUGUUCAAGGACCGAGGUCAUGAGUUCAUGUGGAACGAACACCUGGGCUACGUCCUCACCUGUCCGUCCAACCUGGGGACCGGACUCAGAGCCGGAGUCCACGUCAAGCUGCCCAAUGUCAGCAAGCACGACAAGUUUGGAGAGGUCCUAAAGAGGCUGAGACUGCAGAAGAGAGGCACAGGUAAACACAGACACAGGUGAACACAGACAGGUAGACACGGGUAGACACAGAAAUAGGUGAACACAGACAGGUAGACACCAACACAGGUGAACACAGACACUGGUGGAAACAGACAGUUAGACACAGGUAGACACAGACACAGGUGAACACGGACUGGUAAACACAUUAAACAGAUAAUUAUAAGAACAAGUUAAGAGACAGGCAGGAAAAGGAUAAGAUAAGAUACACCUUUUAUUAGUCCCACGGGGGGAAAUUCCAAGGUUACAGCAGCAUAAAUACAAAUGCAAAAGAAAAUUACAGGAUAAAGAAACUUACAGUCAUAAAAAAAGAUAUAUACAUGAGUAAGUGGGUGAAUACUGGUGGAUAUACAGGUAGACAAAGAGAGAGGUUUUUGCAGUAGCAUGAAGAAGAUGGGCAAAGAGAGACAGGUAAAAUACAGGUAUUAACCAUAGACUGUAUAUACAAUGAUACAUAUACUGUAUAUACUCCUAUAUACUUCUAUAUACAGUCUAUGGUAUGAACCCAAGUGAACCUGCGGACACGUAAACAGUAACAUACAGACAGGUAAACUCACUGACAGGAAAACAGAAAGACAGGAAAGUGACUGAUGGGCGAGCAGUAGUAGAUUAGCUAGUCACUGAGUGGGCCAAUCAGAAUGCUGUGUCGCUCAGUCUCCAUGGAGACAAAGUUGAAAUGGAAUAACAAAAACUUCAAAUUAAAAGCCUUUUUUUAAAAAGAUUUUUUGUCUACUUUUUAAAAAAUAAAUGAUUAAUUUCCUAUAAAGUUUAAAAUUUCUUUAAUGUGAUAUAAAUUAAUCUAACUGUGAUUGAUUUAAAAAAGAAAGUUUUUAGUUGUUUUGUUUGGGGUUUACGUAAGGUGGGGUCAUUCUUUGUAUUUUUUAUGACCUUAUUGAUACAAGCAUUCACUUUUAAAGGAUUAAACUGAACUCUGUCCUUUAGAAACUAAUCUGUUUUAUCAGGUUACAAUGAUCGUCAGGUUUUUCAGAUUUGUAGAGGGAUAGACAUCAGAAAAGAAACCUCUAAGAGCGAUUAGUAAUGUCUGAUCUCUAUAUACAUGAUAAAACGUGACUGAUAAAAUAUGGUCUGAUAUUACUUUCAGGUGGCGUUGACACAGCGGCGGUGGGCGGAGUCUUUGACAUCUCAAAUGCGGACCGUCUGGGCUUCUCAGAGGUGGAGCUGGUGCAGAUGGUGGUAGAUGGAGUCAACCUGCUGGUGGAGAUGGAGAAACGUCUGGAGGGCGGAGAGAGCAUCGACGACCUGAUGCCCGAGCAGAAGUGAACACGGUGCUCGUGAUCUGACACUUCCUCCACCUACUCAACCCCUUCCUCCUCCUUCUCCUCCACUCCCCUUUCUGACCCCUCACCCCCCCCUCACUGUAUUAAUGAGCCGUCCUGAAGCUGCGGGACGUUUAGAGCCGCUCAGUUAGACUUCAGUCUUCCAACAUGUGAAGAGUUUUCUAUUUCCUGUUGGACUCAUCUAACACCUGAUAUACCUAAUAAAGUCUGUGUGGCCCCAUACACACCUGCUGCUCACCUGUCCUCAUUCUACACACACACACACACACACACACACACACACACAGGUUAAACGGAAACACGCUGAAAUAUCUUAGAGGUGACCAGAAAUCUGAAAUCAAAUAAAAACAGAAGAUCAAAAAUCAGGCGUAAGAUCAGCCUCUAUGACACCUGAAUGAUAUCAUUCCUCUGUACCUGUCUGUUGCAGCCGUGGAAACAGUUUGUGUAGUUAUUAAUAAAGAUGUUAGACUCACAGUGAG
Xyrichtys novacula (pearly razorfish) is the source of this 15768-nucleotide messenger RNA. NCBI's taxonomy places the organism in Eukaryota, Metazoa, Chordata, Actinopteri, Labriformes, Labridae. The record is from the annotation of a GenBank genome assembly.